AUGACGACGCCGAUUGCCGAUAAUGUUAGCACGACCUUCGUGUUGGAGCUGGAGUUCAGCGUUAAGAUCGGAGCUAAGCUGAAUGCGCAAGCCACCAAUGCCCCAGCCCCCAAUGCCCCGGCAGCCACCAAUGCCCUAGCAGCCACCACUGCCCCAGCCCCCAAUACCCCAGCCACCACUGCCCCAGACACAUAUGCCCCUGCCCCAAUGCUCCAACCACCGAUGCCCCAGCUAUCAAUGCCCCAGCCCCAAUACCCCAGCCACCAAUGCCCCAGACCCAAUGCCCCAGCCCCAAAUGCCCCAACCACCGAUGCCACAUCCACCAAUGCCCCAGCCACCAAUGCCCCAGCCACCAAUGCCCCAGCCACCAAUGCCCCAGCCCCCAAUGCCCCGGCAGCCACCACUGCCCCAGCCCCCAAUACCCCAGACCCAAUGCCCCUUCCCCAAAUGCCCCAGCCAUCACUGCCCCAGACACCUAUGCUCCUGCCCCAAUGCUCCAACCAUCGAUGCCCCAGCUAUCAAUUCCCCAGCCCCCAAUGCCUAGCAGCCACCACUGCCCCAGCCCCCAAAUACCCCAGCCCCAAAUGUCCCAACCACCGAUGCAACAUACACCACUGCCCAGCCACCACUGCCCCAUCCACCACUGCCCCUAGCCACCACUGCCCUGGCAUGGCCGAGUCGCGAGCCCUCCCAUCAAUGACACCGUGUCUCAUAGACGCCACUCUAAUCCAUUUGACUGUUCUUCUCGUCCGUGGCGGGGAGACACACCAAUAUUUGUGUCUUCCAUAA
Molecule: messenger RNA, 789 nt
Organism: Physella acuta
Lineage: Eukaryota; Metazoa; Mollusca; Gastropoda; Physidae
Source: RefSeq, a predicted model, not a curated record